UUUAUCAGCUUGUUGCCUUAGUUUUCACUGUUUCCAGCUCCCAGUUCAAACAAGUGCUGCAGACCUGAGCUGAAGAAACGAGGUGGAAAGAAGGACAGACAUCAUUGACAGCCUCUCUGAUUUUCCCCAAGAGAAACUUUUUGACACCAAUACUCUGCAAAAAUGCAAACAAGUCUUCUGCUAGCGGCUCUUUGCCUCUUUGCAUCAGUAAAUCUGCCUGGAACCCAAUCAAGUGAUAACUCAACAACAGGAGCCACAACCUCAACGAAUGCCACUACUGCAUCCACAACGGUUAAUCCAUCCACCGCCCCAACAGUGAACACUCCUGGACCAACCACAAACUCAACACAGAAACCAGAUAACAGCACUACUGUGGCACCAGAUACCAACACCACCCAAGUAACCAUCGCUACUGAGGCACCUGCAAAAAAUGGAACUCAAGGACUGUCAGGAGGAGCAAUAGCAGGCAUCGUCAUCGGUACAGUGGCUGGGGUUGGUUUACUGGGUGGCGGGGUUUACGGCCUGCUGAAGUACACCGACAAAAUCUGAGAACAGCUCUCACCCUCUAAGGACAUAAACUUUAAAAAAUUAAAUAAAUCAUAAGCUGCACCAUUUCUGAUGAGGUCCGAUGUAAGCCUGGUCCACAUAUACGGACAGUAAGGAGGUGGAUUUGCUGCAGAGGAAAAGUUAAAACCGUUACCACCAAUGAAGGCAACAAGGGCCAUGAUGAAGACGCAAUAAUCAAUUAUACUGUGUUGAUUGCAUGACUUCCACUCAGAAAAUGAUUUGAAUGAUUUAAUUUUUAUAACGGUACCUCUGUAUAUAUUUAAUGGUUUCUAUUUGUUCAGUCUUUAAUCGGUUGGAUAAAUGUAUAAGAAGCUUGUGUCAUUUAUGAAAACAUGUAAGAAAUUGUUAUUGCGGUGAUGAAUAAGUUAUAUUAGUGUGAUGAACAGACAUCUUGGCUCAGCCUCAUGAGAUAUCUUGAUGCACAUUGGAGGAGGAAGUGGCUUUAGGGGAAUGACAGCCAGUUCAUGCAGACCCCGCCCACUCUCUUUCCUUCCACUUGACUAUUAAAGGUUUUCUUCUAGCAUCCAUUAUUGAAAAAAAAAUUUACAAACAUUUACAACCACCCAGGCAGGGCAUCACACUGCUGUUGUUUUAUAUUUUAGAACAUAAAUUUAGUUUAUUUUUUGAUAUAUCAAAUAAAGAAAAUCAGAUCAUUAAACAUUA
Molecule: messenger RNA, 1230 nt
Organism: Cyprinodon tularosa
Lineage: Eukaryota; Metazoa; Chordata; Actinopteri; Cyprinodontiformes; Cyprinodontidae
Product: cell wall integrity and stress response component 2-like
Exons: 5
Coding region: 163-549 (128 amino acids)
Source: RefSeq, a predicted model, not a curated record